AUGGCCGACUUGCAGACUUACCAGUUCGACGUGAAGAUGACCUGUGGUGGCUGUUCUGGUGCUAUUGAACGAGUGCUGCAGAAAGCGAAGGAUGCAAAUACCGUCGACGAGCUCGACUUUUCUGUAAAUCUGGAGAGUCAGCUAGUGACUGUGAAGACUACUUUGCCUUACGAUGAUAUACUGGCACGGAUCAAGAAGACCGGAAAGGAGGUGCGUUCUGGGAAAAUUAUGGGAUAG
Messenger RNA from Marasmius oreades (fairy-ring Marasmius), 237 nucleotides. RefSeq lists its product as uncharacterized. The transcript is spliced from 5 exons. Bases 1 to 237 code for a protein of 78 amino acids. NCBI's taxonomy places the organism in Eukaryota, Fungi, Basidiomycota, Agaricomycetes, Agaricales, Marasmiaceae. Gene Ontology annotation, cellular component: cytosol. Gene Ontology annotation, biological process: copper ion transport. The record is from RefSeq and is a predicted model, not a curated record. Gene Ontology annotation, molecular function: metal ion binding; copper chaperone activity.